GUAGAAGAUUUCACACACACUCUCUCUCUAUAACUUUCUUUCUCUCUCUUUCUCUAUUCCAUCUGUAUCAGGAUGGAAGGGCAGUACUAUGGUUGGGGAACAGUUGCAGAUGGAUGGAGAAAGGGGCCAUGGACACCACAAGAAGACCAGUUACUGAUUGAGCAUGUAAAGCUUCAUGGUGAAGGAAGAUGGAAUUCUGUCUCCAGGCUAACAGGAUUGAAGAGGAGUGGAAAGAGCAGCAGGCUGAGAUGGGUGAACUAUCUGAGACCUGAUCUCAAGAGAGGCAAGAUUACACCUCAUGAAGAAACCAUCAUUCUUGAGCUCCAUGCUAGGUGGGGGAACAGAUGGUCGACGAUUGCCAGAAGCCUCCCAGGGAGGACUGAUAACGAGAUCAAGAAUUACUGGAGAACACAUUUCAAGAAAUCCACCAAGAAUGUGGACAAGGCUCGAGCGAGAUAUCUGAGACUGCAACAGGAGCAAAAGCAACUGCUGCAACAGCAACAGCAACAGCAGCAGCAGCAGUUAUUACUAUUAGAAAGCAGUACUGUAAAGGAGGAAACUACACUAACUGAGGAGGCUAUAAUGGCACAAGAGAUGCAGGAAAUUGCUUUCAUGUGCAGCAAUCUGCCAUUCAUGUAUCAAGAAGAAGCUGGCUUCGUUGGAGAAUCAAGAACUAGCAGCGAAGAUAGAUCGAGCGAGGAGGAAACUUGCUAUGACACAUGGGAUAAUCUGUGGAAUCUUGAUGAUAUAGAAAUUAGCCUGGGAGAGCAAGCUCUUAGUUUUUAUUGAAAGGGGGACAUAGAUUAGUUUUGUUGGUAAAAAAUUUAGGAGUUCUACAAAGUCCUGAGAUCUAAUUCUGUUUAUAUCAAAUUUAUGUUGAGAGAUCUCAUGUGACUUGGA
Messenger RNA from Dendrobium catenatum, 900 nucleotides. RefSeq names its product myb-related protein 340. Lineage: Eukaryota; Viridiplantae; Streptophyta; Magnoliopsida; Asparagales; Orchidaceae. Gene Ontology annotation, molecular function: sequence-specific DNA binding; DNA-binding transcription factor activity. The record is from RefSeq and is a predicted model, not a curated record. Gene Ontology annotation, biological process: regulation of DNA-templated transcription. Bases 73 to 789 code for a protein of 238 amino acids. Gene Ontology annotation, cellular component: nucleus. The transcript is spliced from 3 exons.